Molecule: messenger RNA, 1668 nt
Organism: Austrofundulus limnaeus
Lineage: Eukaryota; Metazoa; Chordata; Actinopteri; Cyprinodontiformes; Rivulidae
Gene: cunh1orf198
Product: chromosome unknown C1orf198 homolog
Source: RefSeq, a predicted model, not a curated record
AAACCCAGCUGGAAGCUGUUAAAGAUGGCCGCCGCGACCGUGGUGGGGUUCGAUGGCCACAGGAUGGAGGAGAAGAAGCUCGAGUACUUCUCCUCCAUCAGCUCCAUGGCCAAGAAGAUCAUGCAGGAGCGGGAGAAAAUCAGAAGCAGAUACGGGCCGUCGUGGGAGCGGAUGACGCCGCAGGAGCAGGACGACGCCAUCGACAACUGCCUGAUGGACCCGCACAUCCGAGCCCGGUACGCCAUGCACAAAGUGGACCGAGAGGAGGUGGUCUGUUACCCGAAACUGCUCCUUCAGACGGGUCAGAAGAUAGUUCACUUCGGAGAAGAGGACCUGACAUGGCAGGAUGAGCACUCUGGACCUUUCUCCUGGGAAACGAAGAGUCAGAUGGAGUUCAGCCUGACUCCUGCACCUUCAGAUCAGCUCAUCACUGUGUCACAGGUCGAGUCAAAGAGUGUGAAGCUAAAUCACUGCAGUCAGACCAGCAGGACUCCUGCAGGACCCCAGCCCCCCGCCCCCACCUCCGUCAGUGCCACACCUGCAUCCAUCUCCAUAGCUCCGCCCCCCGUCCCACCUGUCAGCGUGUCGUCGUCAGCUGGAGGCUGGGAGAGGUCUCAGAGCACCCUGCCCUCCGUCAGCAACACCCUGGAUGAAGUGUUCUCCUCCAGUCUGAGGUCCAAGCCUUCGAACCCCGCUGCCACUGUGGACAGGGAGGAGGAGGGGUCAGCCAACACGGACAGCCCCACCUUUUCUCAGUUUAACACCAGCAGCAGCAUCCUGAAGACUGGAUUUGACUUCUUGGACAACUGGUAAAAAACCGAGACCAGUUCCUGCACUGAACCUGAUCAUCAUCACUUCAAUGGAAGGACCACCAACAUGACGGUUCUUUAAACCCACCACGUUCUGCUCUYAUCAUCCUCAGUGAUUCAUUUAGGCUUUCUCACCACCUAUACGCUGCUGAUUUCUUUUCUUCACAAAGCGGCCAUCUUGAAUUUUUAAUUAUUUUGUUGUUGCAAACACUCUGUUUUAUUAAAUAUAAAUAAAGCUGAAUAGUGUAGGAAUAAAGUAAUUGGGACACAAGUUUGUGGACAUAUUUGUGAACUUUGUAAGAAGGUGCACUUGGCUGCAGCCUCUCGUAGCUCAUAGACACUAACAGUUCUUCAWGCUUAAGAGUUUAAUCUAAAACUGUCGCAUUUUAUUAAAGAACAGGUUUGCUUUUAUUUCUAACUGAUCACGUCGCUUCUGUUUGAGGUUUUAUAGUGGCUGUAGUCCUGUCAGAUACUGCAGAUUAAUAACUGGUCGUUGAUGUUUAAGACUUCAGAUGAGGAGAAAUUAUGUUUUAUCAGAAUUAUAUUUCUAAUUUUAAUAUUUUCAUUCCAAUAUAAAAAAGACUGUUGAUGUUUUGGAGGUUUUGUUAAUCGGUUGUACGCUCAGGCUGUUACAARUAAAGCUCUUUUAUGGAUCAAGCUUCACAUGCGCAGCUGCUUUGAUAAAAACAAAACAUUGAAACAUUUGUUGGUAAGUGAGCAGACGUCAUGGAUCAAAACCCCAGAACUUAAUAAUUAGAGUCCUAUUUUACUGAGUUUUAUAUUUAUCCUCUGGUUGUAUCUGUUACAUGAGUAUUAUUUUGAGAUGAUGGUAGUUUGAAAAUAAAUGAAAUGUAAAAUA